Amphiprion ocellaris (clown anemonefish) is the source of this 1785-nucleotide messenger RNA. RefSeq names its product neudesin neurotrophic factor (gene nenf). Gene Ontology annotation, cellular component: membrane; endomembrane system. The record is from RefSeq and is a predicted model, not a curated record. NCBI's taxonomy places the organism in Eukaryota, Metazoa, Chordata, Actinopteri, Pomacentridae. The transcript has 4 exons. The coding region runs from base 14 to 541 and encodes 175 amino acids.
GAAAGGGAAGUGGAUGAAAGAGUUUCCGCAUCAACUUCUUCCAAACAGCGAAUCUGCAAUGGCAAUUAGCGCAGUUUGUGUCCUGUUUCUGGCCCUUUGUGCGACUUUAGCAGAAGAAGUGAAAUUAAAAUACAAACCUGCGACUAAACCUGUGAGGUUAUUUACCGAGGAGGAGCUGAAGAGAUACGACGGCAGUCAGGAGGACCAGCCUAUUUAUCUGGCAAUUAAAGGAGUUGUGUUUGAUGUCACCACAGGAAAAGAGUUUUAUGGUAAAGAUGCUCCGUAUAACGCUCUGGUGGGGAAGGACUCCACUCGAGCCGUGGCCAAGAUGUCCCUGGACCCUGCAGACCUAACGUCAGACACCUCGGGCCUCACUGAGGAGCAGCUGGAGUCUCUGGACAGCAUAUUUGAAGACACGUAUAAAACCAAGUAUCCCAUCGUUGGCUACACAGCAUCACGGAUCCUUAACGAGGACGGAAGUCCCAACGAGGACUUCAAACCAGAGGACCAGCCUUAUUUUCAGAUCAAAGAUGAGUUUUAAUCCCAGUUUACCCGCUGUUUUGUAAACUUAACUUUGAAAAUGAGUCUCGCUGUAGACGAGGCUCCUGUUGUUUUCUUAUUCCGUGAUCAGAAUCGUGAUCAAACCAUGUAAAGCACGAACAUAACUACAACAAAAUACUCGAUCCUUUGUACUUGAAGUGAAGGUUUACAUGGUUCUUUAUUAGCUGUGGGAGAUUUACUGUGCAGAGACGCUAGGAAACCAUUUAAAUACCUAAUGUAUCAGUAGUUUUUAAACAAAUAUCAGGGAAUUAAAUGUAAGGUGCCAGAUUUUUACACAUUUGAAGAAGCAGUAGACACAAAAUGCCUCAGUUUUCCGUUUGUGUGCUGCAGAUUUGAAGUUUCUCAUCUCGCUAAACAGAGAAACUUUAUCUAUAAACAGACUUCUAGUUUCAUCAGUGGUAGAUGAAGUAUUUAGAUCCUUUGGUUAAGUUAAAAUACCAUUACAGCAAAGUAAAAAUACUCCAUCCUGCAUGAAAAAUCCCACUGAAAUAAAAAUACAUAGCAGCAAAAUGUAGGGAAAGUAUUAAAGUAAGAGUCCUUGUUUGGUCUGUCUGACUGAUAUAUUACUAUAUAUGACAUUAUUAUCUUGGAAUUUUAGUCACUAAAUACAGUUUGAUGAAUCAUUUGUUCAAUAAAAUGUUAAAAAAAAAAAAAAAAUAGUGAGAAGCAUUAGUUUUACCCAAAAUAUUCCAUUUAUAGUGAGAAAGGACACAAAAAUACCUGUUCUUGUUGCUUUAUGAAUGAGAAAUAAGUUGCUGAUUAAUUUUCUGUUGAACUAAUCAACUUUAGUUUUUAAUCAAACACUAUUUAUGUAUCGGAAAACAAUAAAUCCACAGCUUUGUGGAUGUUGAUUUAUCAUUAACUUGAUUUUUAUGCUAUUUGAAAUUUUCAGUUCACAGUGGAAAAGCAAACAACAACAACUUGGACAAAUUAAUAAAUAAUUUGCCAUUUAAAAUGCUAGAAAAUAGUGAAAAAUGCUUGCUUUGCCUAAAAUAUUCCAUUUGUAGUGACAAAAAAAUACCUGUUCUUGUUGCUUUGUAAAGUGAAAGUAAGUUGCUGAUUGAUUUUCUGACGAUCAACUCGUGAACAGGUUUAGUUCUUAGUCUGAAAUGUUGUCACUAAAUGCAAUCAAACACAAUUUAAAUAUCAGAAAACAUUAAAUCUGCAGCUCUGUAGAUGUUGAUUUUUGCACAUUUACCAAUAAAACCUGUACAUUUGAAGCUC